AUGAACAUCAAGAUCUCUGUCGAUGGACAACAUGGGGCGCUCAUUGCCCGCAGCGACGCCUUUAGCCCUGUCGAACCAAAUAAUUCGCUGGCUUUGGUGAGGGACCAGGGGAGCAACGGAGCGCACGGGGCCGAUGCCGCUCCACCAGUUCCAGGCUCCCCAGCUGGAUUUCUGGCCGUUGAAGUCACAGAGUCCAAAGAGACUCAGGGAGGAAUUCGUGUGAAUGUAAUGGAAUCCGCGGGGAUGGAAAAGCCACCUGCUUCCGUCGAAAUCCCAAUACGACAGGACGUCCUGUUCACAGCCAUUGGUGGUGAUGGAGAGCCGGGUAGAACAGGCGGCGAUGGCCAGAAUGGUAUGGAUGGCACGGAUGGUGCCAUUGCUACUCGUACAUCAAACGCUACUCCAGGCAACGAUGGUGGCAGUGGUGUGCAGGGCGAGAUGAAGAUGAAACCCAUCUCCUCCUUGCCUGCUCUUGGGAUACACGGCGUGGCAAAGGUGGUCCUGCUGGCCGCCAUGGCAACCCUGGCCGCGGAGGUCGAGGAGGACGUGGAGGUGCAGGCUGCACAUGGACUGAACUUGUGGGUUACAAUUACUACUGUACAGCCAAUUGUGUUGGCAGGAGAUCGGAACCUUCUGCGUCGAGAGCUCUCGUUACCACUGGGUCUCGAGCUGGGAUUGGAACAAGUGUACGAGAAAUUCCAGAUGCUUCCUGCCUGCGAUGGAAAGGAUGGCCAACCUGGUGCCAUCAUCGCAGAUUCUCUUUUCCCUGGGACAGAUGGCCGUGAUGGUAAGACCACCAUAUAUGUACGGCAUGCCGAUGGCACUCGCCAUGAGUAUAGCACACGGUACAAACUCGAGCUUGUUGAUUUCGAUGUUGAGGACGAGAAUGGAGAUGGUAUCUUUGAGCCCGGAGAACAUCUUUUUAUACGACGCAUAAGGGUCAAAAAUACUGGUGGUAUGCCUUCACCAACUUGUCCUAUCCCGAUUACAGCGGUCGCAUCCAGGUGGCUCGCCCCAGUUGCAGGGGAUGCAGGCCGGACAUUCCUUCCGAGCUCCAUUGCUGUCCAGGAAUUGGUCACCCUCGAAGGAUGCAUCAAAGUGUUAAUCCGCAGAGAUGAGCACCCACCGGCUUGUGGGAGCGUUUUCUUUCAACAAGAUUUAUUGUCUAUAAUUGCAACGAUGCCAUGGCUCGAUCGGUCUUUACCUUACUUCUCAUUCAGGAGGGCUGUUGACAUUCAGUAUCCCUGUGAGCUGAGAAACUUCGAGACCCUUGCCAGUCUAGCUCAGGGAUCCACAAACAAGAUAGCAUGGGAGGUGUUCAACAAGAGCAAUAAGACGUUAGGGCACACGGCGCCGUCGCCGAGGUGUAUCGAAGUGGACGCCUCUUUCCCUGCCGACUAUGGCGCGCUCCUUUCCUCAACAGAAACAUGGUCGGACGAGGUAGGGCAAGCAGUGGCAUCGAUAUCUGCGAGAGAAGCUAGUCACCUCGAGCAAGUACUGCGUAUCUCACCAGAUGCACAGAGCUAUCAACACGUUGUUUUCCAACUCAGCCUCUACAUAUCAGAUCCCCAUCAGGAACCCUCGGACGAGGCCCACACUCGGGACAAAGUCAGUCUCAUACAACAAAAGGAUAUCACAAUCCAAAUUUCCAGCCAUUACUUGCAUAGCUCCAAUUCGAGUUUCCUAUUGGUGACAAACUCGGAAACCACAAGACAUCGCGCAGAAGCCAUGCAGGCCUUUAUCCACAAUGAGUUGAGUAUGGAAAUAGAUCUCUGGAACGUGGAUCUGUACGGUGGACUUCAAGAUCGCGCCGAGGAAAACAGAACAAGAGAGUCAGUGCUGACAAGCUACGAAGGAAAGACCCUCCUCUUUCUCGGCGACCAGUUCCAAUUCUUCCGCGCUGGUCAGCGCCAAAUCACGCAACUGUGCGAUCCAAGAUGCCUUGCACAAGCCGCAUUGCGUGAAACAUCCUGCCUAUUUCUUGGUUCUUCGGGUCACCAGGGCUUCGAGUCACUUACCAAGGCCCUUAUUAGUCCUCCCUCGUGUCGUGUAUCCGAGAUAGAGCAGCAUAUUCAGGCGUCUAGCAGAUUCCUCAACGUGGAAGAGAUGACCUUGUCAAUUUGCCAGGAGAGAGUUCUAGGAUCUUCAAACCUUACAACUUACGUCAUGCCUGUCCAAAGUAGAUGGUACAGGCUAGGUAAGGCCAGCCCCUGGUCUGAAGCCAAAAAGGCCGUCAAAUAUCUGCGCAACCAUCUUCCACAAGAACGCUUCUUGGUCAGCAUUAUCUCUCCCGUCACCACCGACACAAUAAAACACGAGUCGAGCUCCCAGCCUUUUCAGGAGAAACGAAACUUCAAGAACUUUCUGUCGAAGAAAAAGUCAAAUGCGGAUUGGGGAUCAAUCUGUGUGCUGCAAGGUGUUUCGCAUCGGGCCUCGCUUGUUGCAACUGAGGCUCAACCCUUGCAACAAGUCCAAACCUCGUCCCCAGCGCGGCAGUCAGCUGCUGGAAGAAAUAGGAUCUUGCAUUCACACGCGGCUUCGCUCCUCAACCCGUUCGAAAAAUUCAUGAUAGUCUCUUCCCUACCUAAUCACAAGCGUGUAGAUAUCGUCUGGUCCCAAUCCACCGCCGAAAAUACUUCCCAACCACGACACUCCCAAUUCAUCGUCGAUGCUGCAGGCCUUUCCAUUCUGUCAAAGAUCAGUACAGAGAUCAGUGUGCUCCUUCACAAGGCACCCUGGCCAGACACCAUAACCUUCCCGAGCCGAAACGCGCCACAGGACAAAACAUUUCAGAUCCUGGAUCUCCAUCUCCCGACACUGUCCAGCCUGCUACAGCAUCCCCACGCAAAAACAGUCGCGGUAACAAUUCCCAGCUGCAUCCUCGAUAUACUGCACUUCACUCUAGCCUGCACAAAACCACAAAAGAAACGCCACGUCGUCAGGUCGGCUCUCCUUCCAACCUCCCAGCGACGCCGAAAUCUCCACACUUUCUUGCAGCAGACAUUCUCCACCCUCUUGAGCGGCCACGAGUCCCACGCCUCACCCGAAGCACUGGAAGAAUUUCACAAGAACACGAAGUCCUGCCAUUCUCGAUUUAAGGCUAACAAGCGGAAUACCUCUGUGCUUAUCAUACGCCGGGCGGCAGAGUUGGUGGGAAAGUCUGAACAUGCAUUCAAGGCUGGGCAGAAGUCGGGAUCUGAUGUCGUCCCCGUAAAUCAAUUGCUCAAUCAGAGAGAGUGGGAUGCCCGCGUCGAAAAUAUCGACCAAAUGGUGGCCAGAGUGGAACAGGAGAGUGCGGAUGCGAGAACUGUGUUGGAUAGGAUGAUUUUGGCACCUUGA
Endocarpon pusillum Z07020 is the source of this 3339-nucleotide messenger RNA. RefSeq lists its product as uncharacterized. The transcript is spliced from 9 exons. Lineage: Eukaryota; Fungi; Ascomycota; Eurotiomycetes; Verrucariales; Verrucariaceae. The record is from RefSeq and is a predicted model, not a curated record. Bases 1 to 3339 code for a protein of 1112 amino acids.